Messenger RNA from Exophiala xenobiotica, 1413 nucleotides. RefSeq lists its product as uncharacterized. The record is from RefSeq and is a predicted model, not a curated record. Gene Ontology annotation, molecular function: mitochondrion autophagosome adaptor activity. The transcript has a single exon. The coding region runs from base 236 to 802 and encodes 188 amino acids. Gene Ontology annotation, biological process: mitophagy. Lineage: Eukaryota; Fungi; Ascomycota; Eurotiomycetes; Chaetothyriales; Herpotrichiellaceae.
CUGAACUUAUCCUCGACUGCUAUCCAACGUUCAGCCCCUGGGCAUCUUUCUUCAAGCGACAGCAACAGAGCGAAAGAAAGGGCCUCCGGGUCAUGGUACUAUUCUUGACACAAUAGCUCCUUUCCUACGACGUUUUGCGAGCUGUGCAGGGAACAGAACACCUUCCUUUCCACAGAUGAGCUGAGCUCUCCAUUACACCUACUUCGCAUACCGACCAUCUCUCUUGUCUACCAUCAUGGCCUCCAAUCCAGCCGCCGAGAUCGCCUCUGCCAUCCAAUCCGCCUCUAUCAAUCGCCACCCUUCGCCAGCCCACGACAUCAACCCAUCGACCGCUGCGUCGAAGAAGGUCCCGGGCCGUACCAUCGAAUCACCCCCUGGAGGCCGUUCACGCUCUCAAUCCUUGGACUCCACCGACUCGACGAUCCCCAGCGAAAUCAUCCGUCCUCGACCACGCAGGAAGUCCUUCCCUCCCAUUCCCGACUUUCGCUUCGAACAGAGCUACCUGGCGAGUAUCAAGGCCGCCGACACGAAUUGGAAAAUCGCGUUUAUCACGGUGCGCGACCAGGUGCUCCUGCCGCUCAUUCAGGGUAUCGCGUGGAACUUGAUCAUGUUUGGCUGGCGGCAUUGGAACGGCGCGAGCAAGUUCCAGGGCCAGAGUUUAGGUGCAAAGGUGCGGAAGUGGUGGUGGGGGGUGAAUAAUUGGAAAAUUCCAAAUGAGAAGGAGGCGAGGAGGGAGGCCAAGGUAGUGAAGACGGCCGAGGAUUUCUUUGUUGAUCGCUUUGGAAGUGCGUUGGGGGAUUGAACUACCCGAGACAAAUUGCGAGAGAGAAAAGAGAAAGAUUUGACCUUCGUGAAAGGCACGAUUGGAUCCAUCAUACUCAGCUGUUUGGACAUUCGAGAGAAUCUUCGCCGAGCGCACCAGUCCGGAAGCCUACGAUGGGGACGCAUGCUGUGUCUCCGGUCAUCUUGCUCAGAGAUGCUCAUGGGUAUCGAAUCAAGCCAGCGCCUGAAUUCAAUGCAGUGUGGCGUGAACAAGGCCAGAGCCCUAUCAAAUCAUGUGCAAGAAGGUCGACGGGGCUGGAUAACAGUAAUUGGGCGCCAUGAGGUAAUCUCAAGACUUCCGAGUCGCUACAUGUACUUCGCUUGCGAGAGCCCGCAUGCAGAGACAGGCGACGAUCCUGUAGGACGAUAGUCACAGCGACACAGGACGAGGACUGUUUGAGGAAGCAUCAAACACUUGGGCCACAAGGCUGCUUUGCUUGGAAUCAUUUGCCUGAAAGACAAAUCACGACUGCAUGCCCCUGGGCAAUCCCUUGGAAAAGUAUCGUGCAGAGCGCAAACAAAGCACAGUAGAAUGGCGGGCACAUCGGCAGGCAUGUCGAAGAUAGGCAAUGAAAAUGCUUUGGAAGAUGA